Sphenostylis stenocarpa is the source of this 1161-nucleotide messenger RNA. NCBI's taxonomy places the organism in Eukaryota, Viridiplantae, Streptophyta, Magnoliopsida, Fabales, Fabaceae. The record is from the annotation of a GenBank genome assembly.
AUGGGGUUCACUGGGGAGUUGGUAAGAACUGUCUUCUCCAAAAAUCGUUCCGAUGGGUCGCAUGAAACCAAAGUGAGACGCAAUAGUGCUGAAAAUAGGAGAUGGUUAUCUGUUAGAUCAUACUUGUGUGGCGAUGAAUUCAAUUCAGUCCUUGCCGAGAAUGAUUCAGCUUCAGUUAAGAGCACUGAAGUCACGGUUUCACAGUCCAUAUUGGAAGACAUGAAUGAUGAAGAAGGAACCGAUAGUGAAGAAACUGUGGAGAAUGUAACACAGGAAAGGCCACAUUCGGACUCCAAAUCGUUGAGUGAGGAAGAAGCAGCAAUUCUUAUUCAAUCAGCAUAUAGAGGCUUCCUGUUGAGGCGUCAAAAUGAAGAAAUCAGAGCAGAAACAGGAAAAGAUGAGUUCCAUUUAGUGACAGAAAGUCCUGACAGAAAGUCCAUGGGCACAUCAGUUGAAGUCCAAACUGCGAACUCCGCUGAAGUUUUCUCGGCAGAAGGAGGAAAAAAGGGUAUUUGCCACCGUAUUCAACGCAGGACCAGAACUCAAGUAACAAAGCAAAAGGAAGACUGGGAUGACAGCACCGUAAGUAGUUAUGUUUCAAAAAUGAGGAUGCAGAGUAGAAUGGAGGCAUCAACCAGAAGAGAAAGAGCACUGGCUUAUGCUUUCUCACAACAGCUAAGAAUCUGUUCAAAGAGAAAAUUAACAAAACACAGUAGCAUGGAGUCAAAUAUGAGUUGGAGCUGGCUUGAGAGAUGGAUGGCAACACGCCUUCCAGAGACCUCAUCAGUUGAAAGCCAUGCCUUGAAGCAGUAUGACCCUUCUAACAGUAAGCACAAAUGCACAAUCAUGACAAGAUUUUUAGAUGCUACUGGGGAAGAACUGGAGAGCUGCGGAUCAAAUGAAGUGCCCCUUCAUUUUGAUCACUAUUCAAUCAAUUCAGAAGAAGAAAAAGUUAGCUUCAAACCACACGCAGCAAAGACCAACUUCAAGGUUAGGAGAACUGUUUCAAGGCGAAAAACAGUGCCAAGUAAUCAAUUCCAUGAAGAGCAGCAGCCAAAGGUAAGCAAGAGAGAUGGUUGGAGCAAUGGUAGCAAGGAUAUUAAGCAAAAACAAAAGCAAAUGGGAAGCAAGGCAGAAAUUACCAAAGCUUCUAAUGUAUAA